AUCUCCGGGCUGAAUGUUUGUGAGUGUGUGUGCUGUCGCCGUCAUCCUGCAGGCUUUGGUGGACUUGUAAAGCAACAGCUUUCUCGUCAGAACGUCUUGAGAAGAGUUGUGCAGCGCAAGUCGAUAGCAUGUCCUCUUCCGUGUGUUACGUCGCCGUAUUUUCUAAGCUGCUGCUGCUGCUGUUUGUUCUUAUCGCAUCAGUGUUGAUCCAAUCAGUGGCGCCCAAUGUCUUUUUCCCCGUGGAAACGAGCAGGGAUUUAGUUCAGUACCGAUCGUUGAAAGAUAUUCUCUUCCGAUCACAAUCGGAAGACAACGACCAGCAGCAUUCCAUCCAAUCGCCGGUCGUGGCCAGUUUCCGGCCAGCCAAUCCCAGUCCGACUUUGGCUUCUUCGCCUCACAGCGGAGCAGUUGGCGUCUCUAAAAUUCGCUUCCUGGAUGCGGAUGAGUUUUUCGUCCCUAAUUUUUCGCCGGUUCCGCAUUCCGAAUUAAUUCCACCGGCGGCUCAAACUGAAGGGAGAAGAGCUAACUCACCUAAUUUGAAUCCCGAUCACACCACUGUCGUCAGACAGGCCAAAAGCCCAGAGAUUAAUCAAUCUGCCAUCGGUACUUCGGUCACUGGUAGUCCUGCUCAGGAUCGCUGGCCAUGGCCUUACUCGAAGCCCAUCAAACAGGCGGUGAAUAUUCAGAGUCGCCAGCAACAGUCUCCAUCUUUAAUUGUCAAGAAAUCGGUGGCCAAACCUUAUCGGCUGCUAACCAGAACUUCAUCUUGCCCUAAACUGCUGCACGACUUGACCAUUACCUGCUCUUGGCCAAAGCAGCAGCAACUUCAGCAACCAGUGGAGUUUCAAUGGUACAAAACGCAACACAGAAGUGUGGCCGAAACGCAAAACAAUUUGCUGGAAUCUACAAUUAAAACACCGAUCGCUUUUGGAACUCAAAUGAUCCACAAGGAUCCCCGUUAUGGAGUGUCCGUCGUUUCCGACUCGGCUUACCUGACCAUCCGCCAAUUGAAACCCCAAGAUUGUGGGUCGUACAUCUGUGAGGCGGUGGAUGUCCACAACACGACAGUCAUAUCUAAUACUGAAUUUCUCAUUUUCUUAUGCUACUAAAAGUUUGUUAUGCCCAGGUAUUUUUUUAGUUUUUCUCUAGCAGGUAUACCAAUUGUAGUAAAACUGGAUUUUACUAUGCAUGCUUGUAAUCGGAUUUAUAUACGCUUUUGUACUGUUUGUUUUUCUUUUUCUUUCCUUUCUGUAUCUCAGAUUAAACAGUCUCAAAAGGACGUCAAUUAUACAUUAAGAUAAUCAACCAAA
Daphnia pulicaria is the source of this 1310-nucleotide messenger RNA. RefSeq lists its product as uncharacterized. The record is from RefSeq and is a predicted model, not a curated record. NCBI's taxonomy places the organism in Eukaryota, Metazoa, Arthropoda, Branchiopoda, Diplostraca, Daphniidae. The transcript is spliced from 3 exons. The coding region runs from base 129 to 1109 and encodes 326 amino acids.